Merops nubicus (carmine bee-eater) is the source of this 2168-nucleotide messenger RNA. It is a transcript of the gene ITFG1, whose product is annotated as integrin alpha FG-GAP repeat containing 1. The annotation marks the transcript as partial. The record is from RefSeq and is a predicted model, not a curated record. Gene Ontology annotation, cellular component: plasma membrane. Lineage: Eukaryota; Metazoa; Chordata; Aves; Coraciiformes; Meropidae. The transcript has 17 exons.
UCCUCCCCUGUUGUUCAUCUUCUUACUUGCUUUUGCAGGAAAUGAGUUGAUUAUCUUUUUGGCUGACCAAAAGGAGCCCUACUUUAAGCCCCGGGUUAAGUUACCAAUGAAAUCUCUUGGUGUUACCAUAACCAGUGUAGUUCCUGGAGAUUAUGAUGGUGAUUCACAAAUGGAUGCCCUCUUGACCACCCGGGCACAAAAUCACGGCAGAGAUGAACUUUCAGUGUUUAUUUUCUGGGGGCACAACCAAACAUUAGAUCUUAACCAUAAAACUAUGUUAAAUAAGACUUUUCAUGAUGAACCCCUAGUAAUGGACUUUAAUGGAGACUUGAUUCCUGACAUCUUUGGUGUUACAAGUGAUUCGAGUAAGCCACAGAUACUGAUAGGCGGGAACUUAUCAUGGCAGGCUGCAUUGGAAACUCAAAGUACAAUGUAUAUUCCACACUCUCAUGCCUUUAUAGAUUUAAAUAAUGACUUCACUGCUGAUUUGUUCCUGACUACAUCACCAAAUUCACAGAAGAGACAAAAUAUUCAGUUUGAGACAUGGGUAAAUAAGGAUGGGAACUUCUCUAAAGCUGGAAAAAGUAAGGAAAUGCCUAGUGGUGUGGAAGUUGUUGGACAGUCUGUGUUUGCAGAUUUUGAUGGGGAUGGACAAAGUGAACAUUUAUUACCAGUCUGUGAAGAUAAAACGUGUCGAAAAAGUGCCAUCUACUUAACUAAGCUAGGAUUGGAUCAGUGGAUUCCAGUCUUGCAAGACUUCAGAAAUAAAGACACGCUCUGGGGCUUUGUGCCAUAUGAAAAUGACAAAUCUUCAACAGAAAUUUCAUUUCCAAUCACACUUCAUAUUGGAGACUACAAUAUGGAUGGCUACCCAGAUGCUCUUGCUAUACUAAAGAACACAUCUGGAAGCAAUCAACAAGCAUUUUUACUAGAAAAUGUCCCAUGCAAUAAUGUAAGCUGCAAGAGUGUACGUCGCAUGUUUAAAGUUUUUUGGGAGCUCUCGGAUCUAAAUCAAAUCAAAAAUGCAGUGGUGGCAACCUUCUUUGACAUAUAUGAAGAUGGAAUCUUGGAUAUCAUUGUGCUAAGCAAAAGCUACUCCAACAAGGACUUUGCUAUCCAUACAUUAAAAAAUAACUUUGAAUCAGAUGCCUAUUUUGUUAAAGUUAUUGUUCUCAGUGGCCUCUGUUCUAAUGACUGUCCUCGGAAAAUAACACCUUUCGGUGUUAAUCAGCCUGGUCCUUACAUCAUGUACACUACUGUAGAUGCAAAUGGAUACCUGAAAAAUGGGUCAGCUGGACAGCUUAGCCAGUCAGCACAUUUUGCUCUCCAGUUGCCAUACAACGUGUUAGGCUUGGGGCGCAGCGCUAAUUUCCUUGACCAUUUGUAUGUUGGCAUUCCUCGUCCCUUGGGAGAAAAGUCUGUAAGAAGACAAGAAUGGACAGCUGUCAUUCCCAACUCCCAGCUUAUAGUCAUCCCCUAUCCUCAUAAUGUUCCUCGAAGCUGGAGUGCCAAGCUGUAUCUGACCCCAAGUAACAUUGUGCUGCUAACAGCUAUAGCCUUAAUUGGUGUCUGCGUUUUCAUCCUGGCAAUAAUUGGCAUAUUACACUGGCAAGAAAAGAAAGCAGAUGACAGAGAAAAGCGACAGGAGGCUCAUCGGUUCCAUUUUGAUGCUAUGUGACAUGCCUUAAUAUUUAUGAAGGAGCUGCUACUCAUUUGCUUUAAUUGAAAUACUAAAUUCUGAUCUGUAAAAUUAUUACUGUGAAAGUACUGGUGGUGUGCUACUUGUAAAUGUUGUGUUAUUUGGUAUUUAUUUGGAAAAUAUUAAAAUUAGACCUGAAUGUCUCACAAGGCCUUUCAGUUAAUGGACUGUAUAUAAUAGUAUUUGGUCUUUAUUUAACAGAACUGUAAAUUUAUUUUUCUUAGUAAAGGGAUCAAAUUGCAUGUACCAUUGUUUACGUACCACCGAUUCUAUAAUAAUAUUUGACAGAAAGAAAGCUGUGUAAAUAAAAGUUCAGAAUUUUAGGAAGCAGAAUACUUUGUACCACUUUAACUGAUCUUGUCAUUUGUACAUUCCUGCAAAAUAGUCUGCAUUUCUGAAAAUUAACCUUGAGCAAUUUCUCAGAUGACUUGAUCAUUCAUUAUUUUGAUUGUACUAAAGGUGCUCAACC